Molecule: messenger RNA, 1875 nt
Organism: Rubroshorea leprosula
Lineage: Eukaryota; Viridiplantae; Streptophyta; Magnoliopsida; Malvales; Dipterocarpaceae
Source: the annotation of a GenBank genome assembly
AACUCUCACUUACUAAUUUUUCCUCCCGCUACGUUGCUCGAUUCCCUCCCAUGCCAAACACAAAACCAGUCUCCUCAUGGCAAAUUCUAGUUCCGGAAUCGGGAUUUAUGAAGAGACUGGUUUUGUGUUUCAAACUCCGACAUCGUUACAGUCUUGUGUGUCGUCGUCAUUUCUUACCAUCAUCCUCGAACAACCCCGUCGAAUCCUCCAACAACCUUGGAAAUUCCCAUCCUGUCAUCUCUCCUCCACCGCCACCGCCGCAAAUUCUUCAAAGCCAACCUUCUGCUCUCUCCACAACCACCGCAACCCCUCUCUCACGAAAUUCAACUUUUGCGCUUUCCGCAAUCGUCGCCUCUUCCGCACUCUACAAUCCCAAUCCCAAGACUGAGCGCAAGAGGAACCAUAAUGGUUUCUACGACGCUAUUGACCAUGGCAUCCAGAAAUCCAGUGAGUCCUUUAAGAGGAUCCUUAAUCAUGCGAAGCAAACGGGCGUGGCGGCCUCGGUGUUGUGGCAUUCGCUGAGGUCGGUGCUCUCCCUGGCCAAUCAUGAAGUGCGAGUAGGGUUAGAGAUGCGGGUGGCAUCCUUGCUCGCGGACAUUGCCACAGCCAAUGCCAGCUGCAGGGUAGCUCUGGUUGGUGCAGUUGGUGGCGCGGUAGUUGACUGGCUUCUUGAGACGGUGGCAACCGCCUCAGUCGGGAGUGAGAUCCAGGCGGAAGCUGCAAGGGCGCUGGCGUAUUUGGUUGCCGAUCCUAAUGUGUGUAAAGAUGUUCUCGGAAGGCCUCUUGCUGUUGCCAAUUUAUUGAGGUUCAUCUUUAAGUGUCGGCCUCAGCGCCGGUCUAAGAAGCUUUUCAGUGGGAGCAGCACUCAAGGCGUAGUUCAUUCUAUGUUUCUGAUUCUUUGAAAGGUAGGCGCUUGCUUGUAGCUGCAACCAUGGAUAUUGUGACGUCCAACUGUGACAAUUUGGAAAAUGUGUCGUUUAAGCCAUUGCGACCUGAGAAUGCUGAAAAAAGGGAUAUUGCAGCAGCUAUUUAAGUUAUUGAAGAAGGUGGCAUUCAUUCAGAUGAGCAGCAGCGUGGGGAUCAUGAAGGUGGUGGAAGAGGUAUGAAGGGAAUUGGGACCAACAUUCUGAAGGCACAACAGUAUUAGGUUUGUUAAGACCAAGUGGGCUUAUGAAGUUAGAGAAUCCUGAUCCUCUUAAUGGAAUAUUAGAUCAGCAUACCUCUAAAACCGUUGCUAAGCAUGAUAAUUCCAUUGCAGAAGCCAAUUUAUCUUCUACAGUCAUGCCAGCCCUCUGGAUGAUUUGCAUUGUGAACAUGUCGCUGUGCCUUUUGCAGCAUGGGAAUUAGCCAAUUGGGCAAUGGCAUCAGAUAUCAACAGAGCUCAUAUUCACAAACUGGAUCGGGAUUGGUAUGCUGUAAUGACUGCUUUGUUAGCACCUGAAAGAUCAGUGAAAUGGCAUGGGGGUUUGGUAGCUCAGUUGCUGUUGGAGGAUCAUUAUCUUCCCUUAAAUGAUUCUGGAUCUGACUGGGCUUCAAGUCUUCUUUCUACCAUUUCACAAGCAAGCAAAAAUGAAGACAUUUCUUUAGCCCAGCUGGCUUUAUCUGUGUUUUUAGUUUCUGUUGAGAGAAGCCUUGGGCCACAGAAGAUAGUGAUGGACAAGGGUCUUCAACUGAUGAGAGAUGCUGCAAAGCGGAUGACAAAUCACAAGCAAGUUCAAUAAGCAUUGGCAAAGGGUUUAGAAUUGCUUUCUACUGGAGACAUCCAUUUAUGUCUUGAAGAGAGUCAGAAGUGGUCCGGCAUACUACUUCCCUGGAUAUUUGAAAAAUCUUCCUCUGAUGCCAUCCAAUCUUCUGCAAUAAAAAUUCUAUCAUGCA